Molecule: messenger RNA, 1833 nt
Organism: Meloidogyne enterolobii
Lineage: Eukaryota; Metazoa; Nematoda; Chromadorea; Rhabditida; Meloidogynidae
Source: the annotation of a GenBank genome assembly
UGUAUAAUUUUUGAGUGAGUCUUGCAAGCGAUUAGGAGGAGGUAGGGGAGAAUUAAAGGUGCACGCAAUCUACAUAAAUGUUUGGUUGUUUUGAAGAAACCCAAGGCUUUUUUGAAUGAUUUUUGGUAAAGAAAGGAUGGUUUUUGAUGGUGGGAAAAUAAGCGCAAAACCCCCCAUCAAAUGCGAUUUUUAUUUGUUUUUAUUUACAUAUGUAUAUUCCUUGUAAAGUUGAAACAUAAAAUAAAAAAAAUUCGGAAAUUUUCUUCUUUAAAAAUUUAUUUUCUCUCAACUUUAAAUCAAAAUUGAUAGAUUUUUUCAUGUAUUUUACUUCAUAUAAUUAUUUAUUUCUGUUAAAUGAUUUUUGGAUCUGUAUUAAAUAUAACAACUAUUUUGUCUCUAUCAUGUCUUCAAACUCCUGAUCAGUGUGAAGAUGAAUCUACUUCACAUCCUCCACCAAUCAUUCAAUAUGGUCAUCAAAAUCAAACUUUAAUGCUUAACGAUAUGGCAAUACUUCCCUGUCAGGCAACUGGACGUUUACCUGUUGUAAUUAAUUGGAUGAAAGAUGAUAUGCCUUUAAAUCUAAAUUCGAGUGAUUACAAAAAUCGUUAUCGACAACAAUCGAUGGGGACAUUACAAAUAUCUGACUUGAAGAAGGAAGACAGUGGAAUCUUUACAUGUAAAGCAUCAAAUGAAGAUGGAGAAACUACUUGGACAUCAUCUCUUGUAGUUGAAGAACAUACAAAUCGAAAUACAAAUUUUCAAAGAAUGCCUGAUGCUACAGUUCUUCCUUCUUCUCCAGGAAAGCCAAAUUUGUUAAAUAUUUCUGAUGAUGGAAUUGUUGAAUUGGAAUGGACAGCUCCUGAACGACAAGGGGCUUCGCCUAUUGUUGGAUAUAUAAUUCAAUAUUGGAGUCCUGAGAUGGGAGAGUCUUGGCAAAAUAUAAUGGAUGUUGUAACCACCACUCGUUUUCGUAUCAAAAACCUUCGACCUGGGCGUUCCUACAUUUUCUUGAUUAGAGCAGAAAAUUCAAAAGGAAUAGGAUUACCAUCACAGCCAAGUUCUCUUGUAACAAUUUCUACACCUAUUGGAUAUAGAGAACCUGAGGAAGGUAGUGAAACCUCUUCUCAAUUUGGAAGAAUGUUGGAUAUGGAAACUGCUAGACAAAAACUUUCUUCUGAACAAUUGGUUAAAUUAGUAGAAGUUAGACCUUUAAAUUCUUCAGCGAUGCUUUUAAGCUGGAAAAGGCAGAAAAAGGAACCUCUAGUCCAAGGUUAUUAUAUUAAAUGGCGUGGACCUCCUUUACCUCACGACCACAGUUGGGUGAAUGUAACCGAUCCUGAAAUUGAACACAUAAUCAUUAAUGGAUUGAGGCCUUUUAACAAUUAUGAAUUUUUUGUGAUACCUUAUCGUUAUCAAAUACAAGGAAUGCCUUCAAAUUCACUUGAUGGGACAACAAUGGAAGCUACCCCAACAAUGCCCCCUUCUGAUGUUCGUCUUCGUAUGUUAAAUAUAAGUUCUUUACGAAUAUCCUGGCGUCCACCACCAACAGAUCAUAUCAACGGAAUUUUAAAAGGAUUUUUAAUAAAUAUAAAAAGUAACCAUUCCUCUGUUGAAGAUCGUAAUAUAACAACAAAUGAAAGAGCAACAAGCGUUACUUUGUAUCGUUUAAUUCCAAAUGCUAGUUAUGCAAUUCGUGUUGCGGCAAGAACAAAUGCUGGAGUUGGAAUAUUUUUUGACGAAGAGCCUGUUGUUAUGAGUAAGUUUGUCUUUUUUUUUGAUAGAUUUUUAUGGAGGGAGAUGAGAUAUCAAAAAAAAAUUUAUUUUUUGGGAUAA